Messenger RNA from Dentiscutata erythropus, 368 nucleotides. The record is from the annotation of a GenBank genome assembly. Lineage: Eukaryota; Fungi; Glomeromycota; Glomeromycetes; Diversisporales; Gigasporaceae.
CUAAGCCGUUUUAUGAUCCAAUUACUCCAAAAGCGAACAAUUUAGAAGCUUGGAAGGAAGAUUGGAAGAACAGAUUUAAUCAAUGUAAAACGUUGUAUGAAUCAAUCAAAGAAAAGGACUUCAUUUCUGCCCAUGAGAAAAAUAAAGAAAUAAAUAAAUUGAUCAGAGAAACAAUUCCAAAAGAAAACUAUUCAAAUAUUUACUCAAUAGCAACAUAUUGGAGGAAAUCAUAUGACAAUUUGGCUUUGAUAUUCGAAGAAAAAAUACUCGAAAAAUUGAGAUGUUCAAACAUUACGAUUAAUUAUUUUCAAGAAGCUAAUAAUGAAGAUAUUUUGAAAUUAACAAGUUGUUUAAAGGAAGAUAUGUAA